AUGAGUUUAGAUAAACGUCCUUCUUGUUUGUAUAAUCUUCCUCAUGAAAUACUCUACGUAAGUGUUUUAUCUUGUGCUCAAUUACUUACACAAGCUGCACUAGGAAAUGUACUUGUUCCACUUCAUAUUAUUGGUCCGGCUAUUGGUAUAAUGAAUGUUGCUGAAUUACCUUGGACAUUGGCUGCAUAUUCUUUAACAGUUGGUGUUUUUAUAAUGAUUACAGGACGAUUAGGUGAUAUUUUUGGACAUAAAUUAUUAGUUAUACUUGGAUAUUUGAUGUUUGCUAUAUUUAGUCUUCUAACUGGUAUGGCUGGAUAUAUGAAUAGUGGUAUUUAUUUUCAUGUAAUGCGAGCAUUUCAAGGAAUAGGUCCAACUAUGCUUCUACCCAAUGCUGUUGCAUUACUUGCUAGAGCAUAUCCAGUUGGUCUAAGAAAAUCUAUAGUUUUUUCAAUUUUUGGAGCAACAGCACCUGCUGGAUUUAUUUUAGGUGCUCUGUUUGGAAGCAUAUUUGCUCAAUUUGUAUGGUGGCCAUGGGCACAAUGGGCAUUAGCAGUUUUUUGUUAUAUACUUGCUAUCUUGACUUAUAUUGUAGUUCCAACUGAAUUAUCAUCAGCUGUUCAUCCAACUGGUAAAACUGAUGUUCUUGGCGCGAUUAUUGGAGUAUCGGGUCUUGUUCUGUUUAUAUACUGUUGGAAUCAAGGACCUAUUGCAGGUUGGGAUAAACCAUAUGUUUAUGGUAUAUUUAUUGGUAGUAUUUUGGUCAUUGCACUUUUUGUUUUCAUUGAAAUGAAAACGAAGGAACCAAUCAUGCCAUUAUCGAUUUGGUCCGUAGCUGGAUUUCCAGGUGUUCUUGUAUGUAUGUCUUUGGGUUGGUCAAGUUUUGGUAUAUUUAUUUAUUAUAUCGUUCAAUUCCUCGAAAUUAUUCGUAAUGUAUCACCAUUAUUAACAACAGUCAUGUUGACACCGCUUGUAAUUUUUGGCGUUAUCGCUACGAUAACUGUUUCUCAACUCUAUGGUCGUGUACCUGCUCAUCAUCUACUUAUGGCAUCAAUGAUUUUCUUUUGUAUUGGUAAUAUUCUUAUUGCUACAGCACCUGUUAAUCAAACAUAUUGGACGCAAGUAUUUAUAGCUACAAUAUUGACUCCAUUUGGAAUGGAUAUAAGCUUUCCUGCUGCAUCAUUAGUAAUAAGCAAUAGAAUGCCUAUGCAUCAACAAGGUGUAGCAGCAAGUAUGCUUAAUACGGCCAUUAAUUGGUCUAUUUCAUUAGGUUUGGGUAUCGCUGGAACAAUUGAAAGUGAAAUGCUUAAAAAAGGAAAGACUACAUUGGAAGGUUAUCGACAUGCAUUAUAUGCUGGUGUUGGACUCAGUGGUUUAGGUGUCGUUAUAGCACUUCUAUUUUGUCGUGUACCUAAAACAGUUAAUCCAAGUGAUAAAGCGCAAACAGAAGUAGAUAGUUCAUCUAUUGCAACGUCGGAUACAGUUAUCAAUACGAAUAUAACUGAUGGCGAUGGACUUGAAGAAGAAUAUUGA
Messenger RNA from Rotaria sp. Silwood2, 1530 nucleotides. The record is from the annotation of a GenBank genome assembly. Lineage: Eukaryota; Metazoa; Rotifera; Eurotatoria; Philodinida; Philodinidae.